AUUUCAUUUGUUGUGCCUUCAAUGGGAGAUAACAAUGUUAAUCUUCCACCCGGGUUUCGCUUUUAUCCCACAGAUGAAGAACUUGUAGUUCAUUUCCUUCACAGAAAGGCAUCGCUUUUACCUUGCCACCCUGAUGUCAUCCCUGAUCUUGAGGUCUACCCCUAUGAUCCAUGGGAACUUGAAGGUAGAGCUUUGGCAGAGGGAAACCAAUGGUACUACUAUAGCAGAAGGAUACAAAAUAGGGUCACUGGCAAUGGGUAUUGGAAGCCAACGGGAAUGGAAGAACCAGUGGUUUCUAGCACAAACAACAAGAGAGUUGGCAUGAAGAAGUAUUUUGUGUUCCAUGUUGGAGAAUCCCCUUCUGGUAUCAAAACCAAUUGGAUAAUGCAAGAAUAUCGUCUCUCAGAUUCUGCUUCCUCCAGCAGAUCAUCCAAAAGAAAGCCACAACAAAAAAUAGUUAGUAUUUAUAAUGAUCACAAUAAAUGGGUGAUAUGUCGUGUUUAUGAGCGCAAUGGAGACGAUGACAAUGGAGCAGAACUGUCUUGUUUGGAUGAAGUUUUCUUGUCAUUGGAUGAUCUUGACGAAAUAAGCUUACCAAAUUAGAUCAUCAUGCAAGGGAUUCAAUUAGCUU
Abrus precatorius (Indian licorice) is the source of this 631-nucleotide messenger RNA. RefSeq names its product NAC domain-containing protein 104-like. NCBI's taxonomy places the organism in Eukaryota, Viridiplantae, Streptophyta, Magnoliopsida, Fabales, Fabaceae. Gene Ontology annotation, molecular function: DNA binding. Bases 22 to 603 code for a protein of 193 amino acids. Gene Ontology annotation, biological process: regulation of DNA-templated transcription; system development. The transcript has 3 exons. The record is from RefSeq and is a predicted model, not a curated record.